AUGUCACCUCUUCUCUCCAACAAGGGAUUCUUUUCGAAAACUCCAGCGCUCCAGAAACACAAGUACGAAGCAUGUGUGAACAGUGAUACCGAAUCGAACGGCAUGACCGAAGAAACACUAUUAUGGAAUCCGGAUCAAUUCAAGUCGAAGGGCAUUUCUUUUGCCACAUGGAUUCUCAUAACUGCAAAUGUUCUUCUCUUCGCUUUCUCUGGAACCGCACUAUUGCACGCUUACCAGCGUGAUGAGAAAACACAUAUGAACGCAGACCUGAGGAAGAUCUCUGCUUAUUCUCCUCUCUUGGACGCCAUGGAGUUCCCAAUGACAAGAAAAAUGAGCUUCGCUCAAUACGGCGAUGGCGGUCCAACCAUCUGGCGAGCCCCACCGAGCCCAGAGGUCGACGAAGCCUGGGACGAAAUGGUCAUCGAAGAUCUCUGGCCAGUCACACUAAAAGACAUCGAGAAGAUGUGGAAAGACCAUACAGUCAUAGCCAAGCUACCAGCCGAGUACGGUGAUGAUGCCUAUGUGGCUAAGGCUGCCGUAUUCCAUAACAUCCACUGCCUCAACAGUCUCCGCAAAGCCAUCCACAAGGACUACUACUUCCCAGACGGUGAUCCCGACGCUUUGUACCAGCUCCAUACCUCCCACUGCAUUCAAGUCCUUCUGGAGAAUCUGAUGUGUAGACCAAAUCCGUCUGUGUAUAUGUACCGAUGGAUGGAGGAGUUUGACGUUCCAGUUCCUGAUACGAAUAUUUGGAAUCAGUGUUGGGAUUUUGAGUCUGUCAUGGAGCAGUAUAGGAUGCUGUCCCUGUCGAAUAUUACUGAGUUUGAUAUUGUGAAGCCGGCGAAUGGGCCGUUUGCUCCUUCACCAGAGGUUGUCGUUGAGACUCUUGAAAAGGCGAACGAGACAUUCGGUGAGGCUUAA
Cadophora gregata is the source of this 921-nucleotide messenger RNA. RefSeq lists its product as uncharacterized. The transcript is spliced from 2 exons. NCBI's taxonomy places the organism in Eukaryota, Fungi, Ascomycota, Leotiomycetes, Helotiales, Ploettnerulaceae. Gene Ontology annotation, biological process: mycotoxin biosynthetic process. The record is from RefSeq and is a predicted model, not a curated record. The coding region runs from base 1 to 921 and encodes 306 amino acids.